GGUCUGCAGUGUUUGCAGCGAGACACGUGAUCAAACAUUGCGUCACGCGCGGGUUCAAAGUUGAAAGUCAAAAUCCAGGAGCCCCUGCUCAUACACGGCUAAUCGCAGCAUGGCGAUUUUCGCAGGUUAUAGAGUGCUCUCGCAGGCUUUUCGACCGCUCGCUUCCAGCCUCGACGGAUCGUGCAGAUCGCUGGAGCAAGCUAGAUGUUUGCACCAUGUCCUACAAACAAAUGAACGACAGUAUGCCCGUCCGGGGACACACGGAGCACGUCGCCAGUACAGCUCUGAUGCAAAGUCUGGGGAUGACCUGUGCGUUAGAUAUUUGGACGGGGAAGAUUCAGGGAUUGUUGUUUUCGGGAUCAAUCGACCGAAGGCUAAAAAUGCAAUUAGCAAAAACCUUGUUAAAAUGAUGUCAGAAGCUGUGGAUGCAGUUAAAGGAAAUAACAAGGUGCGCACUGUAAUCCUGUGCAGUCUGGUACCUGGGAUAUUCUGUGCAGGGGCCGAUCUGAAGGAGAGAGCCAAAAUGCACCAAAGUGAAGUUGGACCCUUUGUUUCCAAAGCAAGAACGCUCAUUACAGAACUCGGUAAUCUCCCCAUGCCCACCAUCGCUGCCAUCGACGGGGCCGCCUUGGGAGGGGGCCUGGAGAUGGCUCUGGCCUGUGACAUCCGCGUGGCAGCUACCACUGCCAAAAUGGGACUGGUUGAGACAAAACUAGCCAUCAUUCCUGGUGCAGGCGGUACCCAGCGUCUGCCCCGGGCCGUCGGGGUGUCCCUGGCCAAGGAGCUGAUUUUCGCUGCCCGGGUGCUGGACGGGGCGGAGGCUCAGACCCUGGGCCUGGUCAGCCACGCCGUGGAGCAGAACAAGAGCGGGGACGGGGCGUACAGGCGAGCCCUGGACCUCGCCCGCGAAUUCCUCCCUCAGGGGCCCAUUGCAAUCCGAAUGGCCAAGCUCGCCAUCAACCAGGGGAUUGAGGUGGAUUUAGCUACAGGUUUAGCCAUUGAAGAGGCCUGUUAUGCCCAGGUGAUACCAACAAAAGACAGAAUCGAGGGUCUCACAGCGUUCAAGGAGAAGAGGCCUCCGCGAUUCAAGGGAGAGUAGAUUCAUUGGCCGAUCAGAAACAGCUGCUGCCUUCAAGUUUUUAAUUUCACAGCUUCUCUCUGAUUUCGUAACACGAAAGUAAAAAAAUGAUUUAAACUGAAUUAGGGCCCGUCACCAGGGGCAGGUUGGACUGCCGGUAAGCUGAAAAAGCCCCAGGUGGGGCAGUUGUGUGUGUGUGUGCGUGUUUUUGUUUGUAAAAGAAGCUGUUCGGGUCAAAAUGGCGGUCGCGUCUGCCAUCUUUCCAUGAGCGGUCCCUGGCGGGUUUUUUGGGUGGCGUGAGAACGGACACUAAAAGCGUGCCGGGCCCAGAGAGGGUCGGAUUUGGGAAUGUUUAAACCCAGCUCGUCCUCGGCGUACCGUAUCCGAAGAGCUCCGUUGCAUGGUUUGAAAAGUUUUAUUGUCUCAUAAGUUUGCCGUCUUUUCCGUCUGUGAUGAUGCAGUUUGUUUUUUUGUCUUUGUCUGUGUAGCAGUUAAUUUCCUCUUUUGUCUGCGAAGCAUAAGUUGGUUUCACUUCCGGUUAAUUUCUUCUUCGUGAUGCAUAGUUAUCCAGCAGUACUGUAUACACUGUAUGUAAGCGCCACGGACCGAGCCUUUUGUUUAUUGUGUCGGACCAUGUCGAUGUAAUCGAGUAUGCUUGUGUUAAUCCAGGUAAAACCGGAAUGAAUAUCCCCUCUUUAAUUAGAACAGGAUAUUAACACUGGCACGGGGAUAUACUACUUCGUAGGCUUCACCAUAACUGUACGUUAUGACACGAAAAAAAUAUUUUGCUUACUAAUUUCCAAAGAGAGGCACUUGGACUUUAACUGUAUUUUUAGAAGAUGAUGUUGAUUUCCGAUGGAAAAGAAUGAUUAUAUAUAUCUGUAACAAUAAAGUAUUGUCCCAUCCACCUCAGCACGUCGUGAUUCAGAUUCAGUGUCGUGUAGUUGCACUACAAGUAUUUGUACACACGAAAACAUAAACCAUUACAUUACAUUACAUUACAGGCAUUUGGCAGACUCUCUUAUCCAGAGCGACGUACAACAAGGUGUAUAACCAGGAACAAGUAUGACGAAACCCUUAGAGAGAAGUACCGGUCCAAGUACAGGGAACAACCGCAUAGUUAAACUUGGACCCUGAAUGUUAAACUGAUUAACACUAACACAACGAGAACGGCAACAACGCAAUCUAUGGAAAAAAUACAAGCAGUAGUUAAGACAGUUAAUGCAACUAAGUCACCUACGAAACAGCUGCCUAGUUACAACCAUAAGCUUACAGUCAUUUACAGAGGGGUAGGGAGGGAUGGGGAGAGGUGCAGCCUGAAGAGGCGAGUCUUCAGUCACGCCGAGAAACCAAGGUCAAACAACGGCUACUGUGCGCGAGAGAGAGAAUGUGUUUUCAGAGGUCGACUCCCGCUCUUGUUUAGGUGUCUGAUAGGAGAUAUCUGCUUCCAAAAUCAGAUCACUAGAGCAGUGUUUCUUAAAACUGUAGGCCAGGACUCAAAGUGGGACACGGGAGUGUAUGAGGUAGGUCCCGGAAUGAGUCUGUAGUCCACCAAGCUUUGCUAGUACGUGCAUUUGACAGUUGUAACCUGAGUGGUACUAAAUUUCUAAUUUCGGUCUCGAUAUUGGAAAGUUUGAGAACCAGUGGGGUAGAGGGCUUGAGCUUAGUAAUGGGGAGUGAAUGGUCACACAGUCUGCACAGUUUAAACUACUAAUGUUUAGGACAGACUGUCUGAAAUGUGACUGCUGCCACUUCCUGUCCUACUCAUUCCAGUGUUUGUGCAUACAGACUUAAAGAUAAGCGACGGCGACACAAACUCUUUGUCGGCUGGGGGCCGCAUAUUUUAUGGGUUUUACUCAACGUUACUCAACUUAACCUGUGAGUCACGGCGACCGAAACGGCACAAAAAAAGAUUAAAAACUAAAUUCUGUUUAAAAUUUAGCAUUAGCAACCAUUUACAAACACGGCUGUCGCACUGCACUCCACACAGUAGGUAUUUUCCGGAGGGAAUUACCAGCGCUGGACUGUUCCAUCAAUGAGAUUGUUGUUGUGUAUAAUUUGUCACAGUGGCAUUCAUUAAGGGUGGAAAACGGUCUCGACUGAAUAAGUGUGCUAAACUUCUAAUACCGCGUUUUUCUGCUACUCUUCCGUUU
Anguilla rostrata (American eel) is the source of this 3231-nucleotide messenger RNA. RefSeq names its product AU RNA binding protein/enoyl-CoA hydratase (gene auh). The transcript is spliced from 10 exons. Bases 110 to 1099 code for a protein of 329 amino acids. The record is from RefSeq and is a predicted model, not a curated record. Gene Ontology annotation, biological process: fatty acid beta-oxidation. NCBI's taxonomy places the organism in Eukaryota, Metazoa, Chordata, Actinopteri, Anguilliformes, Anguillidae. Gene Ontology annotation, molecular function: enoyl-CoA hydratase activity. Gene Ontology annotation, cellular component: mitochondrion.